Messenger RNA from Ipomoea nil (Japanese morning glory), 1949 nucleotides. Its product is annotated as alpha-1,3-mannosyl-glycoprotein 2-beta-N-acetylglucosaminyltransferase. The record is from RefSeq and is a predicted model, not a curated record. Bases 124 to 1470 code for a protein of 448 amino acids. The transcript is spliced from 19 exons. Lineage: Eukaryota; Viridiplantae; Streptophyta; Magnoliopsida; Solanales; Convolvulaceae. Gene Ontology annotation, cellular component: Golgi apparatus. Gene Ontology annotation, molecular function: alpha-1,3-mannosylglycoprotein 2-beta-N-acetylglucosaminyltransferase activity.
GGAAAAAAUAAGAAAAGGUUGGCGGGGGACUUGGAGUCGGAGCCUGUCCUGUGUCCAGGUAAACUAAAGGGGAAAACACCAACAACAGUCGGAUCGGAAAAAGCAACACAUCGAUCUGUUACAAUGAGAACCAACAGCUUCAAGUGGUCAUGUGAUUUCCGGUACCUUCUCCUUGUUGCUGCCUUGGCCUUCAUCUACAUCCAGAUGCGGCUUUUUGCUACACAAUCUGAAUAUGCUGAUCGCCUUGCAGCUGCAAUAGAAGCAGAAAACCAUUGUACAAGUCAGACACGCUCUUUCAUUGACCAGAUUAGUCUGCAGCAAGGACGAAUUACGGCCCUUGAAGAGGAAAUGAAGCGUCGAUAUCAAGAGUGCCAACACCUAAGAGCACUUGUUCAAGAUCUUGAGAGUAAGGGCCUGCAGAAGUUGAUCAGCAGUACCCAGGUUCCAGUGGCAGCUGUUGUUGUUAUGGCUUGUAAUCGUGCUGAUUACCUUAAAAGGACAAUUCAGUCUAUUCUAAAACAUCAGACUUCUGUUGCAUCAAAAUUUCCUCUUUUCAUAUCCCAGGAUGGUUCACAUCCUGAUGUUAAAACCUUGGCUUUGAGCUAUGAUCAAUUGACGUAUAUGCAGCAUUUGGAUUAUGAACCUGUGCAUACAGAGAGACCAGGGGAAAUUAUUGCAUAUUACAAGAUUGCACGUCAUUACAAAUGGGCAUUGGAUCAACUAUUUUACAAGCAUAAUUUUAGCCGUGUUAUCAUACUGGAAGAUGAUAUGGAAAUUGCCACUGAUUUUUUUGACUAUUUUGAGGCUGGAGCUACUCUUCUUGACAGAGAUAAGUCUAUUAUGGCUAUUUCUUCUUGGAAUGACAAUGGACAAAAACAGUUUGUUAAAGAUCCUUAUGCACUUUUCCGUUCAGAUUUUUUCCCUGGUCUUGGAUGGAUGCUGUCAAAGUCUACAUGGAAUGAAUUAUCUCCAAAAUGGCCAAAGGCUUAUUGGGAUGAUUGGUUGAGACUGAAAGAGAACCACAAAGGUCGCCAAUUUGUUCGCCCAGAAGUUUGCAGAACAUACAAUUUUGGGGAGCAUGGUUCUAGUUUGGGUCAGUUUUUCAAUCGAUUUCUUGCACCAAUUAAGCUAAAUGAUGUCCAGAUUGACUGGAAAUCAAUGGAUUUGAACUACCUCAUGGAGGACAAUUAUCUGAAAUAUUUUGCUGAAAUUGUUAAUAAAGCUAAACCAAUAUAUGGAGCCGAUACCGUUUUGAAAGCAAAUAAUAUCAAUGGUGAUGUGCGUAUACAGUACAGAGAUCAGCUACAUUUUGAAGAAAUUGCACGUCAGUUUGGCAUUUUUGAAGAGUGGAAGGAUGGUGUUCCAAGGGCAGCAUAUAAAGGAGUAGUAGUUUUCCGGUACCAGACCUCAAGACGUGUAUUUCUUAUUGGUCCUAACUCUCUUCAACAGCUUGGAAUUAAACACGAUUAACUAAUAUGAAGUUGCAUUUGGCAGGAUCCACGUUUGAUAGUGGUUGUGUGCAACAGAACCAACUUAAAGAACAAGGGUGCCAUCUUGUUCGGUUAUAUGGAGAGGCUUGUGAUCAGUGGUGUGAUGAAUUCCAGCGCAGCUUGGUUAUGAGACCUUAGAGAAAUAGGCAAAUAGCUCUGAUCCCCCAAUAUUACUAUGCUGUUGUUUUAAGCGACUAUGGCAGUACUUGGGGCAUACUACUUUUCCUGAACAUUAUUUCAUAUGUAAACGAUACUUAUUUCCAUUAGCCAUUUAGCCGUAGCGGAAAUAGUGAUCAACUUUAACUCUUAAAGGGAGUGGGUUGGAGACUUGAGUUUCACCUGUCUUGUGCCACUUGGCCAUUUAUCGGUGGUGCCAACUGCCAAGUUAAAACAAAAUUCUGUAUUGUCAAGUGGUCGGUCUUGGUGCAGUCAAGGGCUUGUAAAGGAUUUGCAUCUUUC